CCCUAUGUUUUUAAAUGAAUUGAUGAUGAUGGCUAAAAAAGUUGAUUUUAUACAUAACAUGUUGUUCAUACGUUGUUUUGUUGGAUUAAAAUUCAACACCGCUGUGCAGUGUAUAAACACAAACAAUCAUCUGGUUGGCCAUAGAGCAGUAUAUUUUGAGUAAAUGACAAUUUUUUUUUUUUUUUUUGAUCAUCUUGCAUUUCAUUUACAACUGGCCAUCAACAACAACAACAACAACACUUGCACCGCGAAAAAAAUGUCUAGAACGAAUAAAGUUUCCUGUCCAUCACAUCCGGAUGCAGCAUUAAUCGAAGAUUAUCGAGCUGGUGAUCUUGUUUGUCCUGAAUGUGGUCUCGUUGUUGGUGAUCGUGUGGUUGAUGUUGGUUCUGAAUGGCGUACAUUUAGCAAUGAUAAAGCUACCUCUGAUCCUUCUCGUGUUGGUGCCGCAGAGAAUCCAUUAUUGGAAGGUUCCGAUCUGACAACGAUGAUUGGUCGAAGCAGUUCGGAUGCUGCAUUCAAUGAAAGUGGCCAACCAAAGUAUUUUAAUCGAAAACAGAUGAGCAGUUCGGAUCGUGCAUUAGUAAAUACAUUCAAAGAAAUUAGCAAUAUGUCCGAUAAGAUUAAUCUUACGAAAACUAUUGUCGAUCGUGCUAAUCUUCUAUUCAAACAAGUUCAUGAUGGCCGUACAUUGAAAGGUAGAAGUAAUGAGGCUAUUGCAUCCGCUUGUCUUUAUAUUGCCUGCCGACAAGAAGGUGUACCACGUACUUUCAAAGAAAUAUGUGCCGUUUCUAAUGUUUCCAAAAAAGAAAUUGGCCGCUGUUUUAAGCUCAUAUUGAAAGCUUUAGAAACUUCUGUCGAUCUCAUUACUACGGGAGAUUUUAUGUCACGAUUCUGUUCGAAUCUUGGUCUAUCGAAUGCCGUACAACGAGCAGCAACUUAUAUUGCACGAAAAGCUGUAGAAUUGGAUAUGGUACCCGGCCGUAGUCCAAUAUCGGUGGCUGCCGCCGCCAUUUAUAUGGCUUCACAGGCAUCAGCGGAUAAAAAAUCGCAGAAAGAAAUUGGCGACAUUGCUGGUGUGGCCGAUGUUACCAUCCGGCAAUCCUAUAAGCUAAUGAUCAAAGAUGCUGCCAAAUUAUUUCCUGCGGAUUUUAAAUUCGUCACUCCUAUCGAUCAAUUGCCACAAAUGUGAUUUUUUUAAUGAAAAAAAACUUUGAAUUUUUGGUCGAUUCAUCAAUCAAUUCAUAUAUUAUUUCAAUUC
Molecule: messenger RNA, 1258 nt
Organism: Dermatophagoides farinae (American house dust mite)
Lineage: Eukaryota; Metazoa; Arthropoda; Arachnida; Sarcoptiformes; Pyroglyphidae
Gene: TfIIB
Product: transcription factor IIB
Biological process (GO): transcription initiation at RNA polymerase II promoter; transcription preinitiation complex assembly
Cellular component (GO): nucleus; transcription preinitiation complex
Molecular function (GO): TBP-class protein binding; RNA polymerase II general transcription initiation factor activity
Source: RefSeq, a predicted model, not a curated record